AUGGAUAUUCAUGGCGCACAUACAUUUGAAGCAGUAUUGAAUCGUUCAUGGCAACCUGUGGAACUCAUAAAAAUUGAGUCUGGGAAAACUAUCGUAAAUUUCAUCCAUGCGCAAAAUAUUCAUAGUCAUUUGUUAUCGGACAUUCGGUUACGAUCAAGAGAAGCUACUCCGGCUGAUUGCUCCAGUUUCGUAAGACCUGGAAUUGACAUAUCUGUGCUAUCAAGCUUUGAAUACAAUAAAAAAUCACGUCAAUCUAGCCCAAUAUCGACUGAUGCUAGAGUGAAUUCCGUACACAGAAAACCUCACAAAUCUGACCAAUGUUCAUGUCGGUUUAAAGUAAAUUUUUAUAAUGAUCAAGAUUCAGUUGGUACAGAGAUAAGAACUCUGAAGAAAGAGGUUAGUGUGAUUGGUAUUAAGCAAAUUAGCAUCCUCCAAAGACUUCAACGAAAUACUUGUGAAGGAUCGUUAAGAGAAAAUGAUAGUUCAAAAUUUAAUCUUUAUAUGUGGGAUUCAUCCGAAGACUGCUCUUCAUUGCCACAAUCAAGACUACUUUUCGGGAAGUUUUUGUCUGAUCUUUCCCGGUUUGUUACCGCGUCAUCGUUAAAGAAGGUUUCAUAUGUCAUAAGAUCGGUUCAAAACAAGAUUGUGUAUGAAGUUAUGGGCAAUGAUCCUAAUAUUAGUGGUCCAAUGAAUGUUUUGAACUUCAAAUCCUGUGAUGAUGGUAAGAGUGGUCCAAAGGUUAAUAAGGAAAAUCAGUUGACUGAUGCUAAAGGAAAGAACGCUGUUGAUGUGUUAAAUCAUGAGCCAUACAAUGAGUCUCCAUUAUCAUGUGAUGAAGAAGGUGGUUAUAAUGUUUCUUCGGGACAUGUUAAUAAUUUCUGCACAAAGAAGUUUAAGAGAAGGCGGUUGUGUAAGGAGCUUAUGGAUUUGAUAACUUUAUGGGAAGCGAUACAAUCCAAAGAAGGUGUUCAAAAGAAAACGACAAACAGUAUCGAUGAUCAUGAAGAACAGGAUCAUAAAGGCGGUAGAAUGUUAAAUGCUGAUGCCUGUGAGGAAGUAAUCGAUGCUUACAUGGAUAAUUUUGAUAGCCUACCAACUGAAGAAGAUCCAACUAUCAGUGAAGAAAGACAGUUUGAGCAGGAGAAAGAAAACGUAUCGGAAAAAGGUGAUGAGGUAGAAAAUCCUGAUGAUUUGGCCGACAUGUGGGAAGAAAUGGAAACAGCUUUGACAUCAAGUUAUCUUCUUGAUGGAAAUGAGGUGUGUGACUGAAAUUUGCUUUCAUGUGAUAUCAUAUGUUUUUUAGUUUAGUUUUGAUAUCCUAUCUGUAUAAAAUGUUUUACACUGUCAACAAAAUCAGUCAGUCAUAUGAUUGACAGUUGAACCAUUUAUGGUUGAAGUCAAAUAUGUUUAAUGAUAUGACAGUUAUGAUUUAUAGGCAGUGUACAGAAGUUUUACACUCACAUAUAU
Messenger RNA from Medicago truncatula (barrel medic), 1467 nucleotides. Its product is annotated as SNF2 domain-containing protein CLASSY 2. Gene Ontology annotation, biological process: gene silencing by siRNA-directed DNA methylation. The transcript has 3 exons. Bases 1 to 1269 code for a protein of 422 amino acids. The record is from RefSeq and is a predicted model, not a curated record. Gene Ontology annotation, molecular function: chromatin binding. Lineage: Eukaryota; Viridiplantae; Streptophyta; Magnoliopsida; Fabales; Fabaceae.